GGUCCAGACCCUUCCACCUGUGUCAAGUGAAAGAUGACCUCUAAAUUCGGUCCUCCUGCAUACUUAGGGUCUAUGAUUGAGGCUGAUCAGAGUAUCUACGUAUGUCGACCUCACCGAAUAUGUCGGCCAACAGUCUUUUAAUCUACACACAUCCUCGAACUCGUAUGUUACGGAAAGAGGAUGAUCUUUCAAUGAUACGGUCAUGAUGAAGAAAGUUGAGCAUGGGGAAUUGUUGCAGCAGUAGUUUUCCAGAAGAACAGCUACCUCGUCCCCCGCCGGGACGUAGAGGUUAUCCUGUAGGCAAUACUCAUAAUGUUUACCAUACAAAUCCUGUAUUGGAAUUACUUGAAGAAGAGUACCAAAGUAAGAGAAAUUUUGAAUCAGAAACGAAAGGCAGAUCUAGGGGCAAGAGAUACGACCGAGAUAGAGAUAUUGGCCCCAGGCGAAAGAAAGAAUGGGAAAGUCGCAGCAAAAGUCGCUCUGGAACUCGUCAAAGAAGUGCUCGAAGUGGUAAGAAAUCGCGCGCAAUCCGUGCCAAAAACUCCCGCAGGAGACCUCAAACGAGUAGGAGGAGGCGGAGAGACUUUAGCGAAGAUGAAGACGAAGAUGAAGAUGAAGAAGAUGGCAGUGAUAGCGACGGCAGUGAAUUCGAUUCUAAUGACGAUGAUGAUGAAUCUGGUAGCGACAGUGAUGGUGACAGUGAUUCUGAGAUCUAUCGCCGGAAGAUGUCCAAGUCUGUCAAGAGUCGGCGAAAGGAGCAAACACGAAACAAACGACCUGGAAAAAGAGGCAAGGUGAUCGAUGAGGAUGAUGAUGAUGAUGACUACGAUGAGUUUUUGGAAGAGGAGGAAGACGGCGAUGAUGAAGAGGACUAUAAACAUAACAACAAGCAGAAGAGCAAGAGAAAGAAGAGUAAGAGCAAACCAAACACCAAAGAAGUCCCAAAGAAUAGAGCAAAGGGCAAAAUCAAGCCAAAAUCGAAGGCCAAAAAGGUGAAGGAGGAUGAUAAAAUUGCUUUAUUAGAGAGUGAGGAAGAUGAGAAUGAUGUCGAUAAUGACGAUGCGGAAGACGAGGAUGAACAAGAAGAAGCAGACAAUUAUCCUCAGAGCAAAAAUUACAAAGCAGAAGGAAAAGGAAAAGAACCAGAAAAGCCGAAUCCUUACCGGUGGACAAACUCCUCACAAAUAUUCGACAAGAACAAGAGUAGCAUUUACCAAAGAGCCAGAGCAAGAGGGUCGGAUCGCGAAUCAAUUCGUCAACUCGAAAUCCAACGUCAUCGUAAAAGGCGAGAGCGAGAAUCGUCAUCUAAAACCUCUAAAAAAUCUAUCUCGGAAAGCCCCGGCGAUGAUGAUUGGACUGACACAGACGCAUCUUCAAUCGCACCCUCUAAACGAUCCGGCAGUACUUCAUCUCGUCUAUCCUCGUUAUUUGGCUCACGAAACAGAAGUUUAACACCGGAACCGACUUCCCAUUUGAUGUCUCCCAUAUCACCACUCACUCGGCCCUCCAUCUCAUCGAAAGCUGGAGAAACCACGUUUGGCGUCUCUGUGAUCAAGGCAUCUCCACUACAAGAGAUCGUUUCUGCAGACUCGUUACCAGCAAAUCCUGAGCCAAAAGACGCUAUCUUAACACCUCCUCCAGCGGUUCAUCAACGGCCAGCCUCACCUCUCACCAAAGCAGCUGAGCCAUGCCCGGAGGGAAUGAAGAAAGUCAUUUUCAUGAGUCGCGGUAAGAGAAGCUCUGUAAAAUUAGUACCUUCAGAUGGAAAGGCUACUGAUGAUGUUGAGAUUAUUCUUACCAGAUGAGGAAUUCUUGGUAGGUGAAACACAGUGAAGUAUCGUCUUAUUCGAAGAUGGUCUCAAUUCAUGCCCCUUUUGUCGGUCUUUUCCUUUGAGAGAAGAGCAGUUAGUUUGUCGGGGGUGGAAUGAAUGGUGCAGAAAAGGAACAACAGUAUAGUUAAUGGCAGGGGUUGCGAAUUGGAGUUUGGGUUUGAGUUUAAUCUUCGUAUCUACCCUUUGCAUAUAUUGUACAACAUCAAUUACACAUUUGUUCAAGUCUACUAGGCGUCUCUUAUCCAAUUUGUAGAGCCGCUAGGCUUUCACGAGAUUGAUGAAAUAAAUCGUGCAACA
Messenger RNA from Botrytis cinerea B05.10, 2129 nucleotides. RefSeq lists its product as hypothetical. The transcript has 2 exons. The coding region runs from base 222 to 1805 and encodes 527 amino acids. NCBI's taxonomy places the organism in Eukaryota, Fungi, Ascomycota, Leotiomycetes, Helotiales, Sclerotiniaceae. The record is from RefSeq and is a predicted model, not a curated record.